UUUUUUGUUAGAUAAUAUAUAACUUCCUUUUAAAUAUCUUAAAUAUUGAAAUAUUAGAAUUUUUAAAAAAUAUUUUAGCUAAGAAUUGAAUAAAAUGGAUAAGGUACAAAACCGUUUAAAGCAACUUAAUGAAAUUGAAAAGAAAAUUUCAAGUUUAUUAAAAGAAGGAGGUUUAGCUAUUGAAAUAAUUGUUAAGAAAUCUACAACAAAAGAAGAUGAAUCUUUAUUAAAAGAUGCGUUUCAAUCUCAUGUCAGAAAAUAUAUGGAGUUAUUGGAGGAUGUUUCUGUCCAACUUAGAAAUCAAGUAAAAGCAUUAGAAGAAGCCCGUGUUCCUAUUAAUACGAUUCCUAAACUACAAGACUUUGCUAAAGAAAAAAAUAUAGAGCACUGGAAAAAGGUAGAAAUGUUCUUGAAAAAAUUACAAGUCAAACAAAAAGAAUUAUGA
Pneumocystis murina B123 is the source of this 445-nucleotide messenger RNA. RefSeq lists its product as hypothetical. Gene Ontology annotation, cellular component: mediator complex. The record is from RefSeq and is a predicted model, not a curated record. Gene Ontology annotation, biological process: regulation of transcription by RNA polymerase II. Gene Ontology annotation, molecular function: transcription coregulator activity. Lineage: Eukaryota; Fungi; Ascomycota; Pneumocystomycetes; Pneumocystales; Pneumocystaceae. The transcript has 3 exons. The coding region runs from base 95 to 445 and encodes 116 amino acids.